Molecule: messenger RNA, 1004 nt
Organism: Solanum dulcamara
Lineage: Eukaryota; Viridiplantae; Streptophyta; Magnoliopsida; Solanales; Solanaceae
Product: auxin-responsive protein IAA20-like
Exons: 4
Coding region: 201-782 (193 amino acids)
Biological process (GO): regulation of DNA-templated transcription
Cellular component (GO): nucleus
Molecular function (GO): protein binding
Source: RefSeq, a predicted model, not a curated record
CAUUCCUCCAUGUCCCCCUUCUUUUUAUAGGGGGUGGGUGGGUGAGUGAAAUAAAUAUAUACACAUACACACAAAAUAUAUACAUAUAUAUAGAAAGAGAGUAUCAACUUUUUAUUUCACAAGAAGGAUAGGUUAUAUACAAGAAUACGUUUAUUGUCAUUUAAUUGAUCUACUUAAGCUAAGUGUGUCCAAGAAAUGUGAUGGAGCUUCAAUUGGGGCUUGCUCUAUGUGGCAAUUCAACAAAAGGGUAUAAUCUUGAUGACUUCAAAAUUAUUGAUGUCCAAGAUGAAAAUAAUGUCCAAGUUCUUCAAACUUUGCCUUUGCUUGUUUGGGACAAAGUUGAUGAUGAUAAUGAUCAAAACAAUGAACCUCAAAGAAAAGAUGGUGGUGAAGAUGGGGUAGUGGGGUGGCCACCAAUUAAUUCAUUAAGGAAGAAGCUCUGCCACCAGAGCCGCCGCGGCGUAAUUAACUAUGUCACGGUGGAGAACGGCGGUGUUCAUGGCGGCAGCAGUGGUGGCAGAGGAUCAAUUUAUAAGUAUGUGAAAGUGAAAAUGGAAGGAGUGGGAAUUGCAAGGAAAAUUGACUUGAGUCUUUUUCAAUCUUACAAGACACUCACUGACACCUUAAUUUCCAUGUUUGGAAAAAGUAAAGAAAAUGGUGAUGUCUAUAAACUUACUUAUCAGGAUAAAGAAGGUGAUUGGCUUCUUGCUGGUGAUGUACCAUGGAGGACUUUUGUUGGGUCAGUGCAAAGGCUAAAAUUGAUUAGAGAUGAAGAUUAUUGAUUAGUGGAAUAUAUUACUAUCCCCUUCUAUAUUUUAAUGUCUAUUUUAUUUUUACCUUUUGAUGUCUAGAAAGAUGUAAUCUCAAAUAUAGUUUUUAACUAUUUUGUGAAGAACUAGUUUAUGACAAACUCCCUUAAGUAUAAGAAAAAAAGAAAAAAAGAAAUUGAUAUAGUCUAUGAUAAAAUACUAGACACAUUUUCCCCAAAAGAAUUUUUUGCAUAC